GCCAGUGUAGUGGUGUGCGGGCUGAGGUGCCUACACUAUAAAACCCGGACUUACGCACUCCUUCCAUCAUCACCAACAGCCACUAUCGCUUCGAUACGCAGUUAGCUCCAAACAUCAGCGAGACAGCCGGAGAAUCAGAGAAUCAGUGCUAUGUCAGCCCAGUACAACUGCCAACGGUGCCAUCUGCCACUUGUGAUUGACUCAUCGUUAACCAAUUUGACCAAGGCUCAGGGUCAUCUCCUCACAUCAGGACGAUUAGGGUAUGGACGUGAUAGGGACGACAACAGUGAGAAGCUACUGGGAAAUCCACCGUUUAUCCCUGCUGAGAGGCAACGAAGACUCGACAGAUCGACGAGUAAUGUUAGAGAGCCGGCUCUUGUUGAUUGGAGAAGUGAUGGCGACUCCUUCGUGAUACUGCCUCAGUUUGAGGGCCAGGAUGAGGACAGGGAAGACGACGACGAUGUUGAGGACAAGAUUGUCUCAACAAGGGUGAAGAUGCUGUCGUCGAUAUUCAACUUGCUCUCUUCCAAGGGUGACUUGGACUACCCUGUGUGCGGCGAGUGUGCAAAGCUGUUGAUUGAGAGUAUGAAAUUGCAGUAUGACCAAGUCAUCAAGGAGAGGGACGCCUACGUCCAGUUCUUACAAAAGUUGGAAAACAGGCCAGGACAGGAUACAGGGAAGUUACAAGACACCAUGGACCACAUUAACGACCUGAAGGGUAAGGAGGGUGACCUCUUGAAAGAGCUCCAGGGCCUUGAAGCUGAGAAUGAUCAACUCGAUGAUGAAAUUGUCUCCUUGGAGAAAGAGCUGGAAACAAUCGAUAAAGAGGAACAGCAGUUUCAGAUGGAGCUGAACAGACAGGCCAUAGAAGUAGACGAGCUCAUCAAAGAGCGUGACACUGUUACAGCGGAGUAUAAGUUCAACCUUCUACAAUUGGAGAAGCUUCGGAAGACAAACGUCUAUAGCGACACCUUCAACAUAUCCCACGAUGGUCCAUUUGCAACAAUAAACGGACUACGGCUAGGUAGUUUAGACGGCAUACGUGUUCCCUGGAGAGAAAUAAAUUCUGCUCUAGGCCAAGUGAUACUCCUGCUGGCUACAAUCACCACUAGGCUGAAUUUCAAGCUGGUGGGCUACAAACUGAAGCCAAUGGGCUCAACAUCGAAGAUUGAAAAGUACGAGCCUGACCCUUCCAACCCUUCCAAGCCAAAGGUCACGAUCUUGGAGGCGUACUCCUCUGGUGAUUAUCAAAUUGAACGGUUGUUUAACCAUUCUAAUCUUGAUAAUAGUCUUGUUGCCAUUCUUGACAUUCUAUCGCAGAUCUCAAACCAUCUGCAAAAGUAUGAUACCAACAUCGAAUUACCAUAUAAAAUGGUUAACCACAAGAUUGGUGAGGCAAGUAUAAGGCUUGGUUCCAAAGUUGCUGAUGAUGAAUGGACCAGCGCAUGCAAAUUCCUUUUGACGAACACCAAGUGGAUAUUGGCAUACUCCAGUGCACAUAUACCAUUACGAUAGUUUGAUUUUGGAUGGAACAUAUUUAUGCAAUAUACAGCUAUGUAGAUAGACCCAUGAAGUAUUCGAAAUUGGAAACGAGGUUCUUAUCCAGGCGAUUGAUGUAGUUGUUCAAGUUGGCGUCCCCGACUCUCAUCUUGACGACACUUAAAGAACUAUUGAUGUAGUCCUUCAGGAUGAUAUUAUGUACAGGAUCAUACAUCUUGAACAGUUGCUGAAACCUGUUAUACUCACCGUUCUCCUGAAUCACCAGAUCAUUGCCAUACUUGAAUUCGUAGAGAUAAUUGGAGUGGUAAAUCUCACAGUCACCGGUGUUGGACUUUUCGUGUACUUCUUCCAAGGAAGCAACCCAUAACGCAACCAAUGGUGCCAAAUCUUCCAGGAAGAUUUCAUCACCGGUGCGUAAUAGCGA
Molecule: messenger RNA, 1924 nt
Organism: Williopsis jadinii
Lineage: Eukaryota; Fungi; Ascomycota; Saccharomycetes; Phaffomycetales; Wickerhamomycetaceae
Gene: VPS30
Product: beclin 1
Exons: 1
Coding region: 151-1515 (454 amino acids)
Biological process (GO): autophagosome assembly; late endosome to vacuole transport; cellular response to nitrogen starvation
Cellular component (GO): phagophore assembly site; phosphatidylinositol 3-kinase complex, class III, type II; phosphatidylinositol 3-kinase complex, class III, type I
Source: RefSeq, a predicted model, not a curated record